Penicillium brevicompactum is the source of this 795-nucleotide messenger RNA. RefSeq names its product putative 2-deoxy-D-gluconate 3-dehydrogenase. The coding region runs from base 1 to 795 and encodes 264 amino acids. The transcript has 3 exons. NCBI's taxonomy places the organism in Eukaryota, Fungi, Ascomycota, Eurotiomycetes, Eurotiales, Aspergillaceae. The record is from RefSeq and is a predicted model, not a curated record. Gene Ontology annotation, molecular function: oxidoreductase activity, acting on the CH-OH group of donors, NAD or NADP as acceptor.
AUGACCGACGUAAUGAGCUUGUUCUCCCUGAGCGGGACCACCGCCCUCGUCACCGGCGGAACAAGAGGCAUCGGCCAAGCCAUGGCCCUUGCCCUGGCUGAAGCCGGCGCCGAUAUUAUUCUGGUCCAGAGAGAUACCACCAACACAGCUACCAAAGACGAAAUCACCAACCGCCUCGGUCGCAAGGCGUGGAUUCACGUCGCCGAGUUGGGGGAUCGGCAAGCCGUCAAAGGCAUCAUCCCCGCAUUAACCAGUCAAGGCCUGAAGCCGCAGAUUCUCGUCAACUGCGCCGGUAUUCAGCGCCGACACCCGAGCGAGCAAUUCCCCGAUGAAGACUGGGACGAGGUGCUCGAAGUGAACCUUUCCUCCGUCUUUGCUCUGUGCCGAGAAUUCGGUGCCUAUCUACUAGCGCGCGACGCCUCCGAAUUCCCCUCCGGACGCCGAGGCUCGAUUAUUAACGUUGCUUCGCUGCUCACCUUCCAGGGCGGAAUCACCGUCCCCGCCUACGCGGCGGCCAAGGGUGGUAUUGGACAGUUGACCAAGGCGCUGUCCAAUGAAUGGAUCUCCAAGGGCAUCAAUGUUAAUGCGAUUGCGCCUGGAUAUAUCGCUACAGAUAUGAACACGGCGCUGAUUAAUGAUGCCAAUCGCAACACAGCAAUCAUGGCUCGCAUCCCGGCGGGUCGGUGGGGCUCACCGGAAGAUUUCAAGGGUGCGGUGGUGUAUCUUGCCAGUCGGGCUAGUGGUUAUGUCUCUGGUGAGAUUUUGACAGUGGAUGGCGGAUGGAUGGGUCGGUAA